Molecule: messenger RNA, 4656 nt
Organism: Geodia barretti
Lineage: Eukaryota; Metazoa; Porifera; Demospongiae; Tetractinellida; Geodiidae
Source: the annotation of a GenBank genome assembly
UGCGGCCAAGGAAGCCAAGCUGAUCGAUCGCAAAGCAGAGCUACAGCUAGAGACGAAGCCGGACGACGACGACGACAACGCUCGUUGGCUCGUGCUGCUUUGUGCUUGCUCGCUCGCUCGCUCUUACGUACGUACGUAGACGACCACAGGUAUAUACGAAGUGCUGCAAGACGAAGGGAUAUCUGCCGCGGAAUAUAUACAACAACAUCUGAUUGUUGAAGCGAUCUCUUUGGCCUAGCUGUUGGGUGAAGAUGGUGACCGUCAGCUCUAUUGUGACAGCUCCAUUUAGAGCGGUGUGGUUUCUCCUCACUCUGCCGUUUUUCCUACUGUUUUGGCUGCUGUCUCUUGUCAAGACGUGCCUCUUGGCGAUCGUCCGGUUGCCACUGUACUAUUUGGGUCGUGUAAGGAGAAGAGCGGCCGUAGCCUGGGAAUGGACGAAGGAGCGGGGCAGAGCUAAGCUGGCGCUGCCGUGGUGGGGCGCCACCUGCGUGAAAGCCUCGCAGUCAACUCAAACUCUCGAAGACGACGAAGACGACGACGUAUAUUCUACGCCACUCCCUCUCUCUCGCCCGUCGUCUGGCCAUUUCAGCACGGCCUCUCUCCGACAGUGUUAUCCUCUACUGAACCCCGAGCUCCUGUUGAAACUCCAGCGAGAGGCCAGGAAACGGUCGACCAGCAAAGCACGGCGGAGGGAAAUCGCCGCUCUUCUGGAGCUGUUCCUUCAGCCAGAGUCCCCAGUCUCGUCUCCAGGGGAGUCGGAGAGGGAGGAGGAAGGCACUGGAGCCAGUGGCCAGUCGUAUCCAGUGAUACAAGAUGAGAACUCGCUGCGUCUCAUUCUGGAACUGAUGUCUCUCUCCAACACUCCAGGAGACACCAGGGACCAGGAUGAAGAAGCUCGCAAAAGAAAGGCCAGAGAAUUAGUAUCAGUGUACCACUAUGACAGGGGCAGACUCCAGGAACUAAUCUCAGAGCUGGAGGCCGUCUCCUUUGACAUAAACAGCAGCCACAAGAAAACCAAACGAGGAAAAGACUCUUCUCGUCAUUCUCACAUUCGCCAGCGCGGCCACCGCUCCUCAAAGUCGCCCCGCUCCAAACACACCUCUUAUAGACCAAGCCCGCCCCAAAACUAUAGCGACACAGAGCUCCGAGAAGAAGAGGAGGAGGAGGAGGAGGAGGAGAGGGGAGAGAGAAUUAGAGCUCCGAAGAGAGUUCGGUCAAAGAGUCACCAAGACAGUGCCAGAUUGCGACGCCCUCCAAAAACGGCAAAAGCUACAGUCGAAGUUGGAGAGACUGGUACUCCCGGCGAGCCGGUCCCGGAUGAGAGACCACGGUUGGGCUCCGAUCGACUCUGCAGCUAUACCGGUGUCCUGUCUCCGGUACACGAGAGCCCGGAGUACGCCCUGACUCCAUCGAACCCCACCUCAGCUGAUGAACUGGAGAGUGACCUCAACCGAGCUCUGUUGCAGCUGGACUCUGAGACCAGUGGACUGCAGGCCGACGCCAGGGAAGUGGAGUAUAUAGAGCAGAAGGCGGCGCAGAUGUCGGAGGCAAAUCAGUCUGGUAGCCCGUCGCCGUUUCCUUCUAGUGCCCCACCGACUCCUAAUACUGUGGUGUGGAAGAGAGGGAAGUGUGUCGAGAUUAGCUGCACCGAGGCAUCAAAGGGAGAGGAGGGAAAGAAGGGAAAGGAAGUCGAGGCAGGUGAAAGAGAGGAGGAUAAUAAUAAUAAGGGAGGAGAGGAAGGGGGAGAUGGAGAGGAAGAAGGAGAGAGUGGAAAGGAUAGAGGAGAGGAGGGUGCUGACUUUGCUGCCAUUCCCAAAACGGCGCCGUCGCUUGGUCUAAAGGAAGGCCACGAUCGGCAGCAGUUGGCCGUGGCUAGGAGCUCUGCACGCAGAAGACCUCCCAGCAGACAUACCGGCACUCAGAGUGAAAGUGGUGGCAGUACGGCUGGAGAGAUGAUGGCAGUGGAUCCAGAAAUGGAGCUACUCGAAAAACAGCUUCAGCAGUCGGUGGACACUCUCAGCACACUGCUGGAGAAGAAGGAGAGAGGAGUGGAGAAGAAAGAGGAAGAAGAGGGGGAAGAGAAGGAGGAGGGAGAGAGUGGGAGCGAUGGAGAAGAUGACCAGAGCGAGGGUGACUUUCUGGAGAGGAGGCGACCGCCAUCUCUGUCGGACCAGAUGAGUCUCCUUUCUCCCGGCUCCCAACGACUUACCGCCAGAGAUCUCUCCCCAGAGUCGGCUCUGGAGGACUCAACGAACUCAAUCCCGAACCCCGACCCCCCAGCUGGUCCUCUGUCUGCAGAGGGGACAACUCCAGAUAAUGCCCACCCACCCUCUACCCCCUUCUCCUCUUCCUCUCGAAGGGUGGUAACGUCGACCAGUUCGAGCCCCGGAGCCCCACUGCUGGAGGAGAGAGGGUCCAGACCGCGGUCUCGUUCGUGUGACUCCCAGCGGAGGUUCGGAGGUCCUCUCAGCUCUUCGCCCAGAGAAAAGCCUCUCAUGAUCCCCAGCAGUAUUCCUCCCUGGCUGGAGAUGAGGAAUGUUUCUGCCACACGGAUAGAACCAAUGCCACCAAAGCCUGCAAUUCACACCCUCACUCCACGACUACCUCUCCACCCUCGCACACGAGCAUCUUCGCACCCUCCCAUUAAUGACCCACUCCCUACCACCAAACAACAGUCAACAUCCCAAGGAGAAGAAGACGUAGAUGCAGAACCAACACCUGCCGACCAGGAAGAGAUCUAUGACACUCUCCCGCCUGCAAACGAACGGAUAUACGAUGUGACACCCGUCAGGUACCUUCACCAGAGCAUAGGUGAGGGUGUUGGAUCUCCUGCGGUUGAAUUUCGUAAACCUCUGCGACUGAGACAAGAGGAGGAGAAGGUGGAGGAAGGAAGGAGAGAGGAGAGGAAGAGUCGAAGCAGUAGCGAGAAGACACAUUCUUCGAGGGGGAGAGAGGAGCGAGGGAGGGAAAGUGGAAGAGAGAGGGAGAGGGAGCGAAAGAGGGACAGGGAUGAGAAGGAGAGGGAGAAAGAACAAAGGCAUCACAGUCACUCGGCGGAGCGGAGCGACACCCACCGCUCCUCAAGACAUCACGACAGAGACAGGGAAAGGGAUAGGGAAAGGGAAAGAGAGAGGGACCGAGGCAGGCAUUCCUCAAGGCACCACAGCAGCAGCUCAGACCGACACGGCAGGUCAAAGGAGACCUCAUCUUCCUCCAGUAGAAAACACGGCUCGAGUUCUAAGUCCUCAUCAAGCGACCAUCGCAAGGAGGAUGGUGGCUCGAAGCGUCUGUCGUCCAAAGAGAGAGAGAAGGAAAAGGGAAAAGAAAAGGAGGAGGAGAAAGGUAAAGACAAGGACAAGUCGAUUUUGAAGGGGCUGCGAUUCAGCUUCAGGACAAAGAGGGAAAAGUCGGACAGUGGUGGGAAGACUUCAAAAAGCGAGAGAGAGAAGUCGUCGCAUUCAUCUGGAAGGAGCUCCAGACAUCGUCAUGGGGACGAGGAGGAGGAGGAGGGAGAGGGGACACUUCACAGAACCCUUAGUCGUUUCUCUGUCGUCUCGACAAGUGCCAUUUCGUCUCCGAAAGAAAAGCACCCUGAUGAGUCCGGGAAUCCGGUUUUGGAUGUUUUAUACCGGAACCUUGGUUUCUACUGGGAGGCUCGAAAGAUGAUGGUCAUGUCCAAGCUGCGGCAGCCUCAGCUCACUAACCUAACUCUGUCUAACCUUCGAGAACUCGCCAGAUUCAACAGACUGGCACUGAAGCAGAUCCGACUACGCCACAUCGGUGCUUUCCUCUUUGCCGCUCUCCCCUACCUCUUGUAUCUUCUCAUCUUCAAAUUCUACAUCUCCCUUCGUCAAAUCACGCACCUAGACACUGUCUCUCCGCCAACUUUCACCGUGCUACCUAGCAUCGAAGAGCAUGUAUUUUUCUGUCAGCCCCACAAAAUACUCUCGCAGCUCGCUAACCCCAUUUUCGACGUCCUCGCCGCGAUACCCUAUCUCGUUCACUUCCCUCUCCCAUUCGUAUUUGGAGCAUACCUGGCACUCCACCCCGGUAAACGAGGAGGGUUAUUCUCCUACAUGUGGUGUGCUGGGUGGAUCAACUUUCUGGCCGUGUUGUUUCAGCUCACGUUUCCUACAGCGUCCCCGUGGUUUGUGGACAGCGCUAUCUUUGACGAGCACGGAAAGGUGAUCUAUGAGUACUCAAACGAGGCCGGUUUCAAGCGAGUCGACAGAAUUCUCGGAUUUGCGAUAUUCCACGGGAUUUACUCACAGUCGCCGCUCAAGUUUGGCGCCUUCCCUUCGCUCCACGUGGCCUGGCCAACAAUAGUAUUCCUAAACAAUCCUUGGUUUGGGAAGAAAUUUGCCGCUCUCCAUGUGGUCUGGAUCACACUAGCAGCCAACUACUCCACUCACCACUACCUCGUAGAUGCCCUGGGCGGGAUUCUGCUGUGCGUCCUUGUCAAAGUCUGCAUCCUAAAAGUUUGGAGUCCUUUUCCACAACCGGUGGAAAGUAGCACCAAUAAGAGUGUAAGUAGAACAGCUGCGGGUAUUAGCUCAAUAUGAUUCUGUCAGAUGUGAAAUUUUAUUUGGCACGUGUAUAAUUGCACACCAUGCCGUAGAAACUCAACUCAGAUGCUGUGGUGAAUUUGGGAAACUG